UAACACUACUACUCCAUCUUUUUACAUGCACCCUUUCAAAGUUCUCAUCUUUUCUCUUCAAAAUCUGUUUGUUCAUCUUCCAACAUUUCAUUUAGAAUUAACUUAAUAGACUACAAUAAAAAUGAAUGGUAAAAGGAGAAAGUUUCAUACUGAAGAAAACACUAAUUAUGGUGAUGAAACUGAUAAAGUGUACAAAUUUCAUGUUCUUCUACCAAAUGGAAUUACUGUUGAUGUGAUUAGAAGGAACCCAAAAGAUUCUAUGUCUUUAGAAUCAUUCAUACAUAAAGUUAAGGAAAAAUGCUUCAUUGUUUUGAGGCAAACACAGAGUUUGAAACCCAUGAGAAAGGUUUUAUGGGAUCAUAAGGAGUUGUAUUUACAAGAUAUUAAGGGUAAUCGGUACCGGAAUCAAAUAUGUUUUGAUAAGUUUAUGCCUAACAAAACUCAUAUUUUGACACUUUUUGAUGGUGCUCAUCACUCGAUUAAUACCUUCGAGAACAUGUGGGAUUUAACCCCAGAUACCGAUUUGUUGACCGAGCUCCCAGAUGAUUACACAUUUGAGACUGCCCUGGCUGAUUUGAUUGACAAUUCCUUGCAGGCAGUGUGGUCUAAUGGCAAAGGCGAAAGGAGGCUGAUAAGAGUUGAGGUUAACGAGGAUGAGGUUUCCAUAUUCGACUCUGGGCCUGGCAUGGACGGAAGUGAUGAGCAUUCAAUAGUGAAGUGGGGAAAAAUGGGUGCUUCCGUUCACCGAUCAUCCAAAAAACUUGCUAUUGGCGGAAGACCUCCGUUUCUCGUGCCUAACUUUGGGAUGUUUGGAUACGGUGGUACAAUUGCUUCUAUGCAUUUAGGAAGGCAUGCUGUAGUGUCUGCAAAAACCGAGGAGUCUAAGAAAGUUUAUUGGCUUCGUUUGGAGAGGGAAGCUUUACUUAAACGAUCUGGUUCUGAUCUUAACUGGAAGGCUGCUGGUGGAAUCCGAGAUCCAUCAGACACGGAGAAUGAAUUAUCCCCUCAUGGUAGUUUUACAAAGAUUGUCAUGAAGCCUAAGUUGAAACUACCCGAUAUAUACCAACUUCAGUGCAAACUCAAGGAUAUUUAUUUUCCUUACAUUCAGUGUGACGAGAUUUCAAAGUCAGGGAGGACUACAACAUUGGUGGACUUCCAGAUUAACGACACCAAUUUAGCUGAAAUUGAAGGUGGUGAAGUGGCAGUGACGAAUUUGAAUUCUUGUAAUGGCCCAGACUUUGUUAUUAACCUUCAUUUGUCUAUUGAAGAAGACAAGGAUGCAUCUAAAUCUUCAGGUGUAAAUGCUGUUUGUGAAGGAAACGCGCGCCUGAAGUGUGUUUACUUUCCCAUUACUGAGGGCAAGGAGAAUAUUGAAAGAAUUUUGGAAAAACUGAAUUCUGAUGGUUUUGUAAUUAAAGAAGACUUUACAACCUUCAGCCGUAUAUCCAUCAGGCGGUUGGGUCGUCUGCUUCCUGAAGCUCGCUGGGGGCUGCUACCUUUUAUGCAACCCAUUAAGAGGGGAGGCAAUGCUCACACAUUGAGGGAAUGCUCCUCAAGAGUCAAAUGCUUCAUCGAUACUGAUGCUGGUUUUAAUCCAAUACCUUCCAAGACUGAUCUAGCGCCUCAUCACCCUUUUACUAAAGCAUUGAAGGAUUUGGGGGCUGAAAUUUCUUCGAGAGAAAAGGUGGUUAAGGUUCAGAUUUCAAGAUGCGGAAAGGAAUUGACGUUGCAACGACUGGAAAGGGAGUAUCAAGAUUGGAUUCUCCAGAUGCAUAGUAAAUACGAUGACGAUUGCAACCUUGGUGUUGAUGAACCCGAUGUGAUUGUUGAUGCAUCUAACAUAGAAGAACUGGGCAUAUCAUCUGGUGCUUGGAGGGUUCAUAAAGCUAUCAGUCGGAAGGGAAAAUCUUGGAAUAGAGGACGAAAAGUAAAGAUUCUCAAAGGUGCAGGGCCUGGUUGUCAUAAGAACAACAUUUUUGCAACAUUAGAGUAUUUUUUACUCGAAGGCAUUGAAGAAAAUGUUGGCGGAGAGGCACGAGUUAUAUGCCGGCCACUUGGCGUUGAGGAUGGAGAUGGUAGUGUGCUCACAGUUUCAAACGAUUCUUGUCCAAACUUAAAACUUGGAAACUCUAUAUCUCUGCCCAUCAUGGUGAUAGAUUCGGGAAAGUGUACUGCUGUUAGUGACAAUGAAUGGAACAACCAACUUAACAAGCUGAGUCUGAAAGUUCCUUCAUCAAUUCAAAUAUUAGGAAAAGAACACUGCAAAUUCUUGGGUAUUGACGGGGCAUUACCUACAGAUGCUUCAGUUUAUGCUGGGUCACUACGUCCAUCAGAAGUCGUAGCUGUUCUACGGCCUUCAAAUUUUGUUCCAAGUCAUAGUGUUAAUGACUUGGAUCAAAAAUACAUUUUGAGGGACCAUUUUGAGAUGUCCCUGGAUUUAACAUUUAAGGCUGCAACUAGAAAAUCCACCAAGAUAGACCAAAUUUUUUCAGGAACUGUUACAAGUUCGUCAUGUAAAGGAUACCAUGGUUUGUAUAUAUUUUCAAUAAGCUCCAUCCUGGGUUUAUUUCAAAAAUCUGGGGUGUAUACAUUCUCCUUCCGAAUAAAAAAAUCUGCUGCGUCACAAUGUGCCAUUGAGUGUGAAAAAGUUGUAAAAGUCAAUGCGUCGCCGAAUGUCAAACGCUGGGAACUCUCAAAAAAUGACCACAAUGUGCCAUUGAGUGUGAGCGUAGGUUCUUCUUUCCCAUCAUUGUCAAUUGCACGAUAUGAUGGAUAUGACAAUAUCAUUCCAUUUAAAGUUACCCCAAAGAUAGAAUUCCAGUUGAUUUCCAACAGCAUUGUGCUUUCCCCAAAGAGAAGCACAAAGGUGGAACUUUCAAUAGAUAAGUCUCAUAUGAAAGUUUCGAAUACACGGAUAACUACUGAUAAAUUAGACAAUAUUCGCCCAAGUUAUGAAGCCACAUUGGCUUUGUCUCAGCCUAAUGAUAAAAAGCCAUUUUUAAGCAUUCCAUGUCAAGUUUUUCCUGGACCUCCACAUUUUGUCCGCUUCCAUAUGUCAGAGUCAGGCAAAGAAUUACUUCCCAAUGAGGUGGUUUACGACAUGAGACUGGAGGUGCUAGAUAGACAUCAUAAUCAUGUGCAAGGGGGCACAGAAAUAGAGCUUGACCUUUAUGGUUUCUCUUUCAUGGAUGAGAUUGGUCGAAAGCGAAAGGUUGAUGAUGAUGGCUUUAUUGAUCUUAAUGACCUUUUGAGGGUCACUGGAAGUUAUGGUAAUCCAGUGUCCCUUACCGUCAUUUCUAAUGAGAAGACCAUUGCUUACAAAAAGUUUCAAGUUGAAAUGCGUCAACUGAGGUUGGCGACAAUGGUCCCUGAAGUUUGUCAACCUGGGUCAACUCUAAAAGACCUAUCCUUUGAAGUUGUUGAUUCUAUCGGAACUGUUGAUACAACCGUACAUGAUUCAGAGAAAUACGCAUUUCACACACUUAGAAUAAUGUCAGACUUUGGAGGCGUUGAAUCGAUAAGAUAUGCCUUUAAGCACGGACGAUGCAUUAUUCCUUCAAUUACUCUUCCGUAUAAAGAUGGAUGUUUUUUCAUCAAGGCUUCUCACUCCCAUCACGCAGAACUACAGUUGAAGUUUCAGGUUAUAGAUUUCUUCAUAAGGCUCAUCUAUUCAUUUGCUCUUUACUUCAUUUUUAUUACGAUUGCAUCCCGCUUCACUUCGCAGAUUUCGGUCUCAAGUUCAUUUGUAGAGCCUCGUGCUACAUCUCAUGUCCAAGCUUCAAAACAGUAUUCCCUGAAUGAAAGUUUUGCUCCCCAUUCAGUUUCUGAUGCUCCAGGCGAGUUUCACGAAUUGGAGGCUACCAUUAUAAAUUCUCAAAGGGAACCGGACUGUGAUGUUGUGUUGCCCCUCCGAACUCAAAGUCUGAACCAUGGGGUUUCUGCUUCAGAUAUUAACUUUGUUCCCGCGACAGGAAAGGUUUCCCCGUUAGCAGAGUCAAAAGUGCAAAAGCAGUCUGCUCUUGCAGAAACUCCAGAGAAGUAUCAUCGAAAUUAUGGGUUUAACGAUGACAUAAUCGAUUCUCCGGUUGCUUUGAUCACUGGUGCUGAUACUUAUACUCCUGAGCGUGCAAUUAGUUUGACAGGACCCGACUUGUUGAUGGACUUUGAGAGCAUAGAAAAUGAUUUUUUCCGGAGUGCAUCUGAAAUAAAAUGUUUAGAAAAUGACUUGAAAUGGUGCGUCUUACACAAGGAGGAACUCGAAGAAAAUUUGACGCAGUUGCAAGCUUCCAAGGAACUGCUGCCAGCGCUAGAUCACAUCUCUCCGAAGGAAGUGGUGCUGGAUAAAAUAGAAAAGAAGGUUGAUUCAGCCGCGUCCAUAUACAGCAUUGCUUCAAGGAAUGUGCGACUAAAGAAUCAACACCUUGAAUUUAUCGCUGAUGUGGUUGGCUUAGUUGCCCUUCUUGCAACAGUUUCAACACCCGAACUUAGUCGUUCAUUGGCGGAGUAUUUAGGAGAAGAUCAAAUGCUAGCAAUCGUUUGCCAAUCCAAUGUCGCAUUGACUAUGCCAGAUAGGUAUAAAGACGUCCUCAUGUCCUUAGCCAGUGAGUUAGGGCAACGCAUCAAGCACCGUCAACAUAUUAUAUGUCUCGAGGACUUAAGUACAUAUGCUGGCGGUGUUCUAGAAACUGAUCCUCAAAGACGGUUGGCUUUACCAAAUCCGAUCUUACUAGAUGGAACGACCCCACAUGGCUUCUUAGGUUAUGCUGUCAAUUUAAUUGACAUUGUUGCUGAACAUCGUCAAACUAAGACAGUCACAGGGCAUGGACUACGCGAAACCUUAUUUUAUAGACUCUUCAGGGAGCUCCAAGUUUAUAAAACAAAUAUCGACAUGAUAUUAGCACGCGGGUGUAUCACCGAUGGAGCGAUAUCUCUAGACGGAGGUGCUAUACAUGGAAAGGGCAUAAUCAAUCUCCUAAACGGGGAAAUCGGUGUUUGUUUCCCUAUUGUUCUACGCGAUCCUGAAUUGGUUAUGGAGAAAAUGAAAUCGGACAUAGAUUUAGCAGAGAAAGCUAUCGACGUAAUCAGUCAACGUAGGAGUGCAAAGUUGAAGAUAUUCUACGAAAAGAAGGAUCAAUACACGAAGAUUAUCGAGGACAAAGAAAUAGUGCAAAAACUUAAACUACUCGAGAAUACUCGAAUGAGUUCGUCACCCUUCCUUUUGAAGCCAUGAUUAGUAGUUCUAGGGACCUUUUGGAGUAGUUUUUGAGCUUAAAUAUUUAUGUAUAUAGUAUCAGGAUACGAACAAGGAUUAGGAUAAGGGGUGCAUUUUGUGAAUAGCUUCAAAGUACAGAACAUAGGAAGCGCAUUCGUAUUCGACUAUUCGGUAUCCUGCUUUUUGGUGCACUGGGAAAGAACAUAAGGCAGCUUGUAAGUACAGAAGUAUGUAAUGUGUAUGGUGCAGUUCAGUCAUAGUUGAUCGAGUUAGAUAUGAUCAACCUGCUGGGUUAAACCCGAUUGAUGAUCGAUCAUUUUGACAGUUCAAGUCGUAACUAAGUCGUACAAUGUCAAAUGUUUAUACAUACAAAUCAUUGAUAUUGUCGCUAGCGGUUUUUUGUAUGUGAAGAACAAUGAAAAUGUUAUCGGUUCUGUUUGCUUUGUUUUUCCCCGUUGAAUUUCAUUUCUACAGGAUUAAAAAUCCUAAUAUUUGAUUUAUUUAAACAUAAUUUUGAACAAAAUUUGUAUUGUCGUUUUAUUGAGAAUCCUCCAUUUUUAAUAGUAAACACAAUCAAUCAUCCAAGGAUAUGGAAAACACAUUUUAAUUUAUGAACUUGAG
Molecule: messenger RNA, 5833 nt
Organism: Amaranthus tricolor (Joseph's coat)
Lineage: Eukaryota; Viridiplantae; Streptophyta; Magnoliopsida; Caryophyllales; Amaranthaceae
Product: structural maintenance of chromosomes flexible hinge domain-containing protein GMI1
Exons: 38
Coding region: 122-5230 (1702 amino acids)
Source: RefSeq, a predicted model, not a curated record